Molecule: messenger RNA, 502 nt
Organism: Cuscuta europaea
Lineage: Eukaryota; Viridiplantae; Streptophyta; Magnoliopsida; Solanales; Convolvulaceae
Source: the annotation of a GenBank genome assembly
GUUGAGUUGAAGAGCAUCUAAAUAAAAUAGGGGUGGGCCUUUCCACCCACACCACACAUGCUAUUGAGACAAAAAGGACACUUCCACCCUCUUCCCUUGAUCAGUUCGGCCAACCCACCCCAAUCAGCAGCAAGAACCCUCCAUCUAUCAUCCUCCAUAGCCAAGAACAAGCUCAAGCAAGGGUGGUUCAAAAGAAGGGGGAUUAAGAAGGAAAAAGUGAGGAAAACUUGGAUAAUUAAGGUUGAAGCUAGGGCCUGUUGUCUACAACUUUGCACAGGUGGAAAGAAUCUAGAGGAAGACGUGGUUCGUGCUUCCUUUAUUAUUUUACAUCAUAAACUAUGCUCACGGAUACUUUUGUAAUAUUAAAUUGUUUUGGCCUGCGAGCCUACGUUUUGCCAUAUGUGGCUUAUGAUUGACUGUUGAAUAUUUUCCGCUAUUCAUUCAAUCUAUGAUGUGAUGUUGUUAUGCAUGUUUACUACUGAGUAUGGUGUGAACGAUGUUC